GUGGGAGAUACAUAUGACGAAAGGUUUAGGUCCUUUUUAUCCGUAUGGUAUGGGAUGGUAAGAAGUCACUUUUUCUAAUAGCUUUUUGGGUCUUCUUCCUUUGUUUAUUUCUUUAAACACACUCUACUCUACUCGACUCUGUGUUGCUCUGUUUGAGUAAUAAGUACACUGUGCUGUGCGGAUCGAUCCAACAAUCUGAGAGAGAAAAUGGAGUUGUUCUACUACUUGGUGUUCGGGGGAUUUGGGGCUGUGGUGGUGGCAUUGGAGCUCAGCAAAACCAGUAAAGAUCGCAUCAAUACAUCCACUUCUUUCAAUUCCUUUAAGAAUAACUACCUCGUUGUUUACUCCCUCAUGAUGGCCGGUGAUUGGUUGCAGGGUCCAUAUGUCUACUACCUGUACAGCCAGUAUGGUUUUGGGAAGGGGGAAAUUGGGCAGCUGUUUAUUGCUGGUUUUGGAUCCUCUAUGUUGUUUGGAACAAUUGUUGGAUCUCUAGCAGAUAAACAAGGUCGAAAGAGGGCAUGUGUUACAUACUGCAUAACCUACAUCCUGAGCUGCAUCACCAAACAUUCUUCUCAGUAUCAAGUCUUAAUGUUGGGACGUGUAUUGGGAGGGAUUGCCACUUCUCUUCUGUUUUCUGCAUUUGAGUCAUGGCUUGUUGCAGAACACAAUAAGAGGGGUUUUGAUCAACAAUGGCUGUCAUUAACUUUUUCUAAGGCAAUAUUUCUUGGCAAUGGUCUAGUUGCAAUUUUAUCCGGGUUAUUUGGGAAUCUGCUAGUUGAUUCGUUUAGCUUGGGCCCUGUUGCUCCAUUUGAUGCCGCUGCAUGCUUUCUUGCAAUUGGCAUGUCAAUUAUAUUAUCAUUGUGGACUGAAAAUUAUGGUGAUCCUUCAGAAAGCAAGGACUUGCUUACCCAGUUCAAGGGUGCUGCUGUAGCCAUUGCUUCUGAUGAGAAAAUUGCGCUCCUCGGUGCCAUACAGUCCUUAUUUGAAGGUUCAAUGUACACUUUUGUGUUCCUUUGGACUCCUGCUUUGAGCCCAAAUAAUGAAGAGAUUCCGCAUGGUUUCAUUUUUGCAACAUUUAUGUUGGCUUCAAUGUUGGGAAGCUCCGUUGCAUCUCGACUGAUGGCCUGUUCAUCCCUCAAAGUCGAAAGCUACUUGCAGAUUGUCUUUUUAAUCUCUGCUGUCUCGCUCUUCAUUCCCGUUGGAACAAAUGUCUUGGGGUCACCUUCUACUGCAAAAGGUGGCAGCAUCUCAUUCUCAGGGUAUGUCCUACUUAUCGGCUUCUGUGCAUUUGAGGCCUGUGUGGGGAUAUUUUGGCCAUCUAUCAUGAAAAUGAGGUCCCAAUACAUUCCUGAGGAGGCGCGAAGCACAAUAAUGAACUUUUUUCGCAUUCCUCUUAACAUUUUCGUGUGUGUUGUGCUGUACAAUGUUGAUGCAUUCCCCAUCACUGUUAUGUUUGGGAUGUGCUCGUUUUUCCUUUUUGUGGCAUCUAUCUUGCAGAGGCGCCUCAUGGUGAUUGCGGAGAGCCAUAAAUCAAUGGCACACAGAGAGAGGGAAAUGGAGGCAGAGCCACUGAAUCUCUGAUGUGAUGUAGAGCCUUCUGGAAACAAUGGGAUGUCGAAGUCUGCUAGCUACCUUUUGUUGUUGAAUAUUGUCAGAGCAGUAUUAUUUUGUUGGUUGCAAUUGGCUGUGUGAUAAAAAUAAGGUAAGGCGGAUUGUGGGCUGUUUCUUAAAUGUUUGAAAAUGUUAGAUUUUUUUAGCUGGGUGAUCUGAUCUUCACAGAAAAGAAUUGGUUUAUGGGGAAAAGAAGGGUGAAGGCAAUGCUCUUCGGUUAGUCAGUUACUGUAAACUGGUGCUGCACUAAUAUUGGGUACAUCCUCUGAGAUGUUAAUCUUAAACAUUUUAAUGUUCUUUUAAUGUUUUUAUAUGUAAUUUUGGUCUUUGUUUAAGCAGGGUGUUUGUAAAGCAAUAUUAUACACUUUUUUUUUAA
This is a messenger RNA of Camellia sinensis, 1987 nucleotides long. RefSeq lists its product as uncharacterized. Gene Ontology annotation, biological process: molybdate ion transport. Lineage: Eukaryota; Viridiplantae; Streptophyta; Magnoliopsida; Ericales; Theaceae. Gene Ontology annotation, molecular function: molybdate ion transmembrane transporter activity. The record is from RefSeq and is a predicted model, not a curated record. Gene Ontology annotation, cellular component: membrane.